This is a messenger RNA of Penicillium lagena, 1530 nucleotides long. RefSeq names its product glycosyl hydrolase family 79 C-terminal domain-containing protein. The transcript has 5 exons. Bases 1 to 1530 code for a protein of 509 amino acids. NCBI's taxonomy places the organism in Eukaryota, Fungi, Ascomycota, Eurotiomycetes, Eurotiales, Aspergillaceae. The record is from RefSeq and is a predicted model, not a curated record.
AUGCAUUUCGCCGUUCUUAAAUUAAUUGCACUCCUUGCAAGUGCAAGCCGAUGUCUCGCAGACUCAAUCUCGAUCCCCGUUUCAGAAUCUCCAUCACCCUCUGUCAGCGUACCUAUCGCGGGCAAUUUUCAAUCCUUCUCUAUUGAAUUUGCAUUCUGGGCCGAUUUUGGAGGAAACCGUUCUUCGCCAAAUAAACUCACUAAUGUCGUACUGAGUAACCUCCGAAAGUUUACAAAUGAAGAUCAGAUCUUGCGUAUUGGCGGCCUUACACAGGAUCAAACAACUUAUGAUCCUGAUUUGAAGGAAGCUAUCUUUAACUACUGGCCUCCCGGUGACACUGCCGACCAACCAGUGAACAGUACCAUUGGCCCAGCUUUUUGGGAGUCAUUCAACGCCGUGGAAGGUGUUUCAUACAUAUUUGGACUCAACUUUUACAAAAAUGACUCCACCUGGCUGUAUAAUCUUCAGAGUGAAGUUAAUCAAACGCUACUCCAGGUCCCACGCCACCGGAUACAUCUCUUUGAACUCGGCAAUGAAAAUGACUAUAGUGCAGCUGGUGGCUUCCGCCCACCCACCUACAAUCAAGUGGACUAUGUAAACGAAUGGAUCAACAAAACACGCCACAUCCAGGUUCCAAAUGUUACAGACACAGACAGCUUGCGGUUCUUCGCUCCAUCUUUCUGUUGCUAUAACGUUACUGAACCACAAUUCUUUUCGCCAUGGACUGUCUGGAAUUCAACUUAUGAGUACGACCGAGAUGAUUGGAUCGAAGAGAUCUCGCAACAUGGAUACGUGUCUGGUGUUGGAAACAACCCUACUCUCCAAGAGGUCAUUAUAUCCCUCACACCGCACGUUGAGCUCAACAUCUUCCAUCGCGAGAACGGCAGAGUUUACACGAUGGGUGAGACCAAUAGCAUCUCAGGAGAUGGAUCAUAUGGAGUCUCCGAUGUCUUUGGUUCUGCAUUGUGGCUUGUCGAUUACGCGCUCUAUGUUGCCUCCCAGAACAUCACUCGGAUCCAUUUCCACCAAGGCACCGGAUAUCGGUAUGCUUCAUGGCUGCCUGUCUACCACGAUGGAGUUGGGCCACUGGUGAAACCCCCGUACUAUGGAAAUAUCUUCGUGGCCAGAUUUUUGGGCACAUCUGGCACGCGAGUGGAGAACAUUGAUUUAUCUAGCGACUACAACUCUGCCUAUGCGGCAUUUGAGAACGACCGGUUGUCGAAACUCGCCCUCAUCGAUCUCCAUGAGUGGAAUCCAACCAACGGUACAACCAGACCGGCAACUGAUUUCGUUGUUCCCGCCAAUUCAUUCAAAUCGGCGACCGUCGAGUUCCUCUCUGCGCCUGGAGCCACUUAUAACACUUCAAUCACCGUUGCUGAUUACAGCUAUGAUUAUGAUCUUGCUCAAGGAAAUCCUGUCAAAGUUGGGAAGAGCACAAUAACGGUUGUCCCACGGAAAGGGUUGUUCACCAUCCCAUUAGCAUAUUCAGAGGCUGCUCUAGUGACGUUCUCUGCGGAAAGUGGGAAAUGA